Messenger RNA from Megalobrama amblycephala (Wuchang bream), 1655 nucleotides. RefSeq names its product tumor necrosis factor ligand superfamily member 11-like. The record is from RefSeq and is a predicted model, not a curated record. NCBI's taxonomy places the organism in Eukaryota, Metazoa, Chordata, Actinopteri, Cypriniformes, Xenocyprididae. Gene Ontology annotation, cellular component: membrane. Gene Ontology annotation, biological process: immune response. Gene Ontology annotation, molecular function: tumor necrosis factor receptor binding.
GGUUUGUGGGCGUGGCUUCGUAGCCAGUAAUGUCUCUGAUUGGUCAGACACAAUGUAUGCUGUUACUUUUCUCAGCGCUGCUCUGGACGGACUAAUCACAGUCGAUUGAGAUUACCGGUUCACGGCGAUUGAUUUAAUAAUUUUAUAUAGAUUGCAGGGGAUGAUUUCCGUUUGUUUGCCAAGUAAAGAUACUCUGAAUUAAUUAGAUUUUUUUUUUUAUAAAAUUGACUUGCUGUCAUAUAAAUGUUUCUAAUAAAACAGAAAUUAACUGAGAUUUCAGCGACCCCUGGAGGAGAAAUCCAGAAACGUCACCAGCGCGUUGGCUCAUGGGAUGUGUAGUCUACACGAGUAACUGGUCAAAUUUUGUAGGAGGAUAUUUUAUUCUUAUAUUUUAUUUUAUUCUUGUCAAGAAUUUGCAUUUGCUCUUGUAAUAUUAUUUAAAAUUAUUUCCACCAUGGAAUAAAAAAAAAUAAUAAUAAUAAUAAUUGCGAAUUGUUAUCUUUCUAAUGCGAGUUUAUAGGCAUAUCUCGCAAUUCUGACUUUUUUUUAAACUUUUUAUUUAUUUAUUUUAUUUUUUUAUUCCGUGGAGGAAACAAAUAUAGGCUGCAGACAAAAAAAGUGCAGUAUGAGGCGGUUCAUGGAAUCGGUCCAAACCCUGAGCGAAUCAUCUGCUCUCUUCAUCAUCAGUCACUGUUCUGAGUUCAGCGCGCGCUUCUCCAGUCAUAAAUACGCUACAAGUCACAAUAAAUGACUGUCAGUGUAGAAACAGUUGUUCUGAGCGGAUCCGACAUAAGGACAGAGAGAGAGUGACCGCAGAACAGUGCACUGGACCCAGGAUGGACACCGCUGUGAACGCGCGCGUGACUGUGGCCGUGAGUGUGAUCGGGUUCCUCCAGCUCGUGUCCGCGGUCACACUGCUGCUGCACUGCACUGGAUUCAUCACACAGAUGGAUUCAGUCACAGAGCUGAAGAACCACUCUGAGGCGGUUAUUAAAGACACUGUCGUCAGUGAACGAUCAACACGUCAGAAACACAGAGAAACUCCAGCAGCUGCUCACCUGCCCAUCAAACCCUCCAGACAGACACACAGAAACGUUCAUGCCAUGAUCAUCCACUGGAACCCUGAUCAGGGUUAUCUGUCACACUUCAGAUACCACGAAGGACGAAUUCUUGUCCAGAAAUCAGGGCUGUACUACAUAUACGCCAAAACCUGUUUUCGUCACUACGAGAGCCUGGAGACGGAGGCUGGUUCUGGCCCGGGCUCGUCUGAUGCCAUCCAGCUCAUCCAGUACGUGUUCCAGGAGCGAGUCAUUCACAGCGCCCCCUCCAGGACAGUGCUGAUGAAGACCGGCAGCACGCGCAGCUGGAGGAGAGGAGCGUACGACAUGUGCUGCCACCAGCAGGCCGGACUGUUCCCACUGCGGGACGGAGACGCCGUGUACGUCAGCGUCUCCAACUCAUGGAUGCUCGACCCGGAGGCCGAAGGAAGCUACUUUGGGGCUUUCAGGAUCAGCAAAUGAGCUCCGUGAGGAGACAUAUUUAAUUUUAUAUUUAAAGAGGACCUAUUAUGCUCUUUUACAAACUCUUGAUGUUGUUUUUGGGCUCUACUAGAUUGAAUGUUGAUUAUUCUCCUCAUAUUCUCCAUUGUUGCAGCU